AUGGCUGGUGACGAUGAACAAAGGCUCCUUGAAGGAAACAAGGGCUCGAACUCUUCCAAGACCUCAGAACCAUGGGAGAAUUCCAAUCAUCCACUUUUUCUCCAUCACUCAGAUCAACCAGGCGCAAUCCUUGUUUCACAACCACUGAUGGAAGACAAUUAUACAACAUGGGUGCAGUCAAUGAGCAUGGCACUUACUAUUAAGAACAAGAAGGGCUUUGUAGAUGGAACUCUCAAAAGGCCGACUCACAACCCUGAUGAGCAACAGCAAUGGGACCAUUGUAACAUUCUUGUCAAAACUUGGUUGCUUGGAGCCAUUUCGAAAGAUAUCUCAGGCAGUGUCAUCCAUUGCAAGGAUGCAAGAGAAAAUGCCAUUCAUGACUGUGAACAAGGUACAAACUCAGUCACAUCCUUUUUCACGAAGCUGAAAAGCCUGUGGGAUGAGAAGGACGCCCUCUGUGCGUUUCCACCUUGCAAUUGUGAUGCAGCUACGGAGGUUAAGGCCUUUAUGGAAACACAAAAGACCAUGAAAUUCCUGAUGGGACUUAAUGAAAGCUAUGCACAGACCUGA
This is a messenger RNA of Rosa chinensis, 570 nucleotides long. RefSeq lists its product as uncharacterized. The transcript is spliced from 2 exons. The record is from RefSeq and is a predicted model, not a curated record. Lineage: Eukaryota; Viridiplantae; Streptophyta; Magnoliopsida; Rosales; Rosaceae. The coding region runs from base 1 to 570 and encodes 189 amino acids.